AUGGUUAGUUGCAUUGGGGUCAGUGCAAGCGACGAGCGAACGGACGGACGGACGGACGGAUGGCCGCACUCUAAACGCCCGGGAGGGACCGUAGUUGACGCUGUUUGGGCAGCCGCCAGCGGUCAUCGUCGACCGUUGCGUAAAUGUUGGCUCACAUGCCCGAUCUCAGCAGCAUCAUCGCCUCAAAUAGCUGUUGUUUGUAUUGCCGACUGGUCAUCCGUGGUGGUCGCCACAUUCACUUUUGGGAGAAGCGGAGAACGAGAAAUGUGGCUAAAUGCAGCUGUGAAACUUAAAGGAACUUAA
Molecule: messenger RNA, 303 nt
Organism: Strongylus vulgaris
Lineage: Eukaryota; Metazoa; Nematoda; Chromadorea; Rhabditida; Strongylidae
Source: the annotation of a GenBank genome assembly